AUUGCCAUUUCUGGGGAUAGUGUUGAGUCUUUGGUAAAACCCGAAUUAAGAGAGGAGUUUGAGCAGGAUAAGUGUAACUGGUUCCCAAGAACCGACACCAGGGAACACAAGGCUUAUGAUAAGAUAUCGAACCCCAGGUCUUUUUAAAGUUGAGUGGGAGGGUCAAGGGAUUGUGGGGUUGUGUAGCAAGACCUAUUAUUGUUUUGGGGCGAAAGAUAAGUUCAGUUGUAAGGGUGUUAAUAAAAAAUGUAACGACAUUGACAAGGACAAGUAUUUAAAUGUUCUGCUCACCAAACAAAAUAGCGCUGGUGUCAAUCGCGGUUUUCGUGUUGUAAAUAAUACUAUGUAUACCUACACCCAAGUCAGAGACGCGUUCUCUUAUUUUUACCCGAAACGCAAAGUUUUGGCUGCUGGAGUCAGCACCACUCCACUCCACAUUUAA
This is a messenger RNA of Porites evermanni, 442 nucleotides long. NCBI's taxonomy places the organism in Eukaryota, Metazoa, Cnidaria, Anthozoa, Scleractinia, Poritidae. The record is from the annotation of a GenBank genome assembly.